Messenger RNA from Apis cerana (Asiatic honeybee), 10310 nucleotides. RefSeq names its product THO complex subunit 6 (gene thoc6). Gene Ontology annotation, molecular function: protein binding. The record is from RefSeq and is a predicted model, not a curated record. Gene Ontology annotation, cellular component: THO complex; transcription export complex. NCBI's taxonomy places the organism in Eukaryota, Metazoa, Arthropoda, Insecta, Hymenoptera, Apidae. Gene Ontology annotation, biological process: mRNA export from nucleus.
UGUUAACGCCAUUUUUGAAUGUUAAAAAUAUUUCUUUAAAGACAUUUUUUAAAAGCGCUCAAGAUAUGGCACUAAUUCUCAAUUCUUACUUUAUUUCAUCUUCAAAGAAAUAUUUUUUGUAUUUAAAAGAUGGCGUUGUCAGCGUAAUCAGUUUUUAGUUCAUUUCUAUCUUUCUCACAUUAUUUAUGUUUAUAUUAGUUUCAUUUACUUUUAUGGUGUUGAUUAUUGGUGUUGAUAACCUCAAUUCUUUUUAAAUAUUAUGAAAAUUAAUCAAGAAGUGAUGACAGAUACGAUUAAUCAAAAGUUAUUUUAUAAUACUGUAUUGUCACAAACAUUUUCUCCAGAUGGAAAUUAUUUAUUGGCUGGAAAUAUUUAUGGAGAUAUUUCAGUUUUUGAGUUAUCAAAAGCUUUAGGACCACAUAAAGUUGAAGAAAAUGAAUUACAAGGUCCUAAUUAUCACUUCACUGCUCAUUCCAAUCAACAGAUAGAAAGUAUGAUUUCAACAGACAAUUUUUUAGUAACAGGAACAUCAGGAGAAAUAUGUGGAUGGGAUUGGAAAAUAAUUACUUCAAGUAAAAAUCCAAAAAAUAAAGUUUCAUGGACUAUACAACUUCCUGUUAAUAAGGAUAGUUAUGAAAAACCAGAUGUAAAUUAUUUAGUAUAUUCUAAAUUAAAUAAUCUUCUAUAUGCUGGUUGUGGUGAUAACAAUAUUUAUGUAAUUAGUUUAGAAGAUGGUAGAAUAUUAAAAAGCUUAGAAGGACAUACAGAUUACAUUCAUUGUCUAUCUUUAAUGGGUAAUCAGUUAGCUUCAUGCAGCGAAGAUGGAACAGUGAGAUUAUGGGAUUUACGGAAAAAAGAAAAUACUAAUAUAUUAACACCUCAUUUAGUAGACAAAGUUGCAAGACCAAGAUUAGGCAAAUGGAUUGGUGCUAUAGAUUUCACAGAUGAUUGGCUGUUAUGUGGAGGUGGUCCAAAUUUAUCUUUAUGGCAUAUGCGCACGAUGGAAGCAGCCACUGUAUUCGAUCUUCCAGAUGAAGGUAUCCAUGUAGCAAAUAUUUAUGAAGAGCGUGUAAUAGCCGCUGGAUCAGCGCCUCAUGUUUAUCACCUUACUUAUCAAGGAGAAAUGUUGGCUAAAGUGCCAACUUCCAGUAACACUGUAUACAGUAUUAUUUAUCAAGAAACACCGCAAAAAGUAUUUAGUAUAGCUGGUUCAUCAAAUAACCUUGAUAUUUGUACGAAUUUUAAUUAUCGUGAAUUAAUAUUAAAGUUCGCAUAAUAAAAAUAAAAUAUUAAAAUGAUUAUAUCCGAUUGAUUUAUAGAACAAAGUGAUCUCAUUAAAGACAAAUAUAUUUUUUAAUAAAUAUAUUAAUACAAUAUGCAUUUUAUAAAAUAUGAUAUAAAACUUUUUACAAAUAUACAAGUAUUUGUUUGUUAGUUACGAUCUUUUUGUAAUAUAGUCGUUUUCUGUUUGUAGUAUAUUCGUCUAAUAGAACAUUUAUGAGAUGUGAUAAAAUACAAUUAACAUUUGUUUGAAAUUAAUUGGUUAUUCAAAAUUAAAUUUCUCCUUUUAGUUUGUAAAAUAUAUUUAAACGAAAUAAAAAGUGAAAUCAUAAAUAAUGGAAUAGUAAACAAUAUGGUGAUGAUUUAUUUUUGUAUAGUUUUAAAGGAUCAAGUAAUUUCAAACAAAUUAUAAUAAUAUAACAGUCACAGAAAGCCAUGACCUGCAAUCACUGCAGGUAUAAAGCCCUCUCUACCAUCUCGCGAACGAACCCAGAACCAAUCACUAACAUGAUCGCUAAGUAACGCAACGACAUCGCCUUUGGAAACACUAAGAGCGUUUCCACCUUGACCUUCAUAAUCGCUACGUAUAACGAGUAAAGUAUGUCGAGAUCCUUUGGUUCUAGCAUUCGCUGCGGCUCUGAGAUACAAUCUAUCAACACUACGUUCCCCGCAGGCUGAUACUGCGUCUCUAGAACUACGUCUUACUCUUGGAUUUCUACCUCGAGCACCACAUUCUGACCUAGUAUCCCUUAGUUUUUCCGUAUCGGUCAUGUUUCCUGGAAAAUUCAAACACAUUAAUAAAACAUGAAUUUGGAACUGAUGCUAUUGGAAAUGAAUUUACUACCUAAGGGACGAGGAAAUACGUCUGUAGAAUCUUCCCAACAUGGUCCUCUUGUUGGUUGUGGUAAUAUUCCUAAUGGUAAGCAAGCUGCAUACCCGACGUACCCUUCUUGACCAUGUGGAGUUUGAACGUAUAACCAAGUUUGAUUCUUGAAUACAGCAUUCACAACUGUACCAAGAGGGAGAGCCAUCUCGUCUUGAGUACCACCUUGGGUUUGAUACAGGACAGAUGGAAACGAAAGAACAACAGGAAUGUUUGCAGGUUUUUCUAUCGAGGCCUGAAAAUAAUAAAUAUUUUGUAAGCAAUAUUGUUUUUUGUCAUAUUGAAUUAUAAAUUGUAGCUUGAUGAAUGGAAAGAUACUUUGGUAAGGUAUGCAUCAAGAUCUGCAAUUUCAUAACCAAAUCUACUUGGCGGUCUGGGUUUGUGGGAUCGUUUGGUUCUUCGAUGUCUGUGCUUCUCCCGACCACUAGGCGUGGACGUUGACUCACGUGACACAAGAGACGGCUCGGACACUGCCCUCUUAACUUUCUCUUUCUCCUUCGCCUCCUUUAGCCCUGAAAAUUCUUUUUCAGAUUGUUUCUCUAGAGGACUGUCCAGCGAUCUUUCAUUGACCAGUACUUCUUUGCUAAUUGACUGAAAAGAGAAUAUAAAUAUUAGUACAUAUUGCAUUAAUAAUAAUUUUUGAAAACUAAAACUAAAUUUUUGAAAAUUAAAAAUAUAUAUAAUAAUAGGUAUAAAAUAUAUAAAUUAUAUAUAAACCUUUUCCUGAACUUCUACCUUCUCCGUCUUUUCGAUUUUCUCUAUUCUAUGCAGAACCUUCUUCUCUCGUUUUUCUGUUUCGACAUUCUCCUUACCGUUGUCUUUUUCCUUCACACUUUUCACACUCCUCUUCGAGGAUCUUUCUUUACCAUCUCGUGACAAGCCCUCUCGAUCGCCGUUCCCACCUUUACAAAGAUAACAUUGUUUCUUGACUAGUUUCUUAAGCUUUCUUGAAAUGGCAAAAUUACAGCCAAUUUGUGUAUUGUAUAUAUUUUUUAAAAAUUUUCAUGAAUAACCUUUUGAAUGGAAUUCGUGUUAUUUCCUUUUAUUAACUUGUAUACUUAUGCAAUUUAAAUUCCUCACAAUAUUAUUUAUAAAAUCUAAUACUGCAGAUAUUUUUUUUACAAACCUGCAUUCCCAUUGGUGGUCGAAUGACUGUUGCUGGAUGCAGGUUGCUGUUGCCCACGAAGGACCCAGGUCAAAGAGAUUUUGGGGCGCAACAGGGUGCUUGGCCGUUGACCCAUGCUCCUGGGGGGUGCGAGGGGUGUCGAGGGCGUCGCGGGUGUCGGCGAUCUGGGCGGUGACGGCGACCUCGACGAAGGCGUCACUACCUGCAAAGGACAGUCCGCCACCAGGUCCACCGUCUGCACCGAACACCCAUGUUCCUAUAAUCGUUAAAUCAAAAACAAACUUCAAUUUUUUUUUCAAAUUUUACAACAAUUUUUAAUUCUUCGUUAAAUCAAAUUGAAUCUUUCAAAUUUUUUAAAUCAUGUCUUGUUAUUCUUUCAAAAUUCUUCCAGGAAAUGAAAUAUUGAAGUUUAAAAAAAAUAAUGUAACUUUUAUGAAUGGAAAUUAUUAAAACACAAAACUUCUAUAGAUUCUUUUAAAAGCUCAGAUAUCAGAAAAUUCUUUUUAAUGAAUUUAAAUAACUUAAAUUGCUGAUAGUGUUAGUAAAAAAAAUGAUUGCUAACGAAGGAUUAAUAUUUUUAUUUAUUUUUCCUAUUUUUUUAAUAAGUUAAAUGAGGAUUUUGAAUAAAUAGCACGAAACAAGCAUCACUUCUAACGUGAAUGUAAAUUGAAGUGCUUGCACGGGAAAUGAGCACUAUUCAGGAGACUAGUUUGCAUUACAGAAGUGCACUUCUCUUUACAACAGAUAAAUAGAAUGGCUGCCUGAGGUUCGUGAAUAAUCAAAGGACGUCUUAGAAGCAAGUUGUGUACGUAGAUGAUUCAGAAAUUGAAAUAGGAGUCUCGUUAGAGCCGUUGUUAAAGUAAUUUUGGAUGGAAUGGGUAAGUGAAUCGUCGACUUGAUUGCAGCAAUUGGAAAUGUGUGUAUCUACAUUGAAAUCUUUUAUUUGUUUAAUAAAAAAAAAUUUAUAGAUAUGAGAUUUAUAACAAGAUAUACACUUGAGAUUUAUAAAAAGAAUAUCAAGUAUUAAUUAAAGAUAAAAUAUAAUCUUUCAUAUUGAUAUAAAAUCACAAUUACUUGAAUUUUUUAUGUUAUAGAAAAUUUCAUGAUAAAAUUGAAAUCUUUUGUUUUAGAAUUUAAAUUAAAAAAAGAAAAAUAUAAUAAAACAUAAUCUGGGAUUUUUGCAUCAUAUAUUUAACCAUGUUCAUAUAAGGAUUAUUUUAUGUUCUCACCCGCAUCUUUCGUUAAUUUAUUAUACGACAAAUACAUUAAUAACGAUGUAAAAACAAAAUCUAGACAUUUACCAAGGGAUGAUUCGUUUACUAAGGAUAGAAUAUAGUAUAUUGCGUUUCCUUGAGUAUGAUCGUUUUGUUAGAUCGAUGUAAAUCUUAGGUCUUUCUACAAAGUGGAUUAUUAAUUCGUCUCAUAGGCGUUCAAUUAGCCCGCGGGUCCGGCGUGAAAUGAAUUAUUCGUCGACGCAUGCGCGUUCUCGGCAUGUUUUACCGCGCAGCGUCGAAAUUUACUGCUGUCGCCUCGUAUAAAUAGUAGACAUGGCCACCAUGAAAUUUACGAACGACCAACAGAUUGUCUCGUAAAAUUUCUACGUCGCUGUCUCUUCUUUUCGUUUUGGAAAUUGUUCAUUUUCAUAGUGAAACAAUAAGACCCGGAAGUGAAGAACUCGUAUCUUCAUGAUGGACGUGAAAUCUGUGCGGAGAAUUUUGUGGUUAUGGUGGUUAGAUGCACUUUUCAUGAUUGAGGAUUAAUGAUCUCUCCACGUUAUCUUCUCUUUUGCACGAGCGUGUUUUCCAUUAAAACGAAUCGACUCUCGCGACUAUCCCUGCAAUCUUUCAACAGCGUUUCAUCUUCUCUUGCGUGUGGACCGAUCUUUCGAAGACAUUCCAUGCUCAUGGUGGACCCGGGCUGCAAACGCGUUCCUAUGAAUUAUUGCACCAUUAACGGAGAGAUGGAAUCAAGAGAUAUAUUUCUUGCUGUAGAAGAAAGAGAUUGAAAACUUUUGCCUUUUGAAGAUGUGGUUAUUUAAUGGUGAAGAAAUACUUAUGAAACGCUGCGGAUUUUUAUAAAAUGUGAUAUGUAAAAAGAUGUAAAACAUCCAAGUUCAGAAUUACACGAAUGACAAUGCAUGUAUGAAGAAACUUGAACUGUAAAAUAUGAGAAUAAAAUAUUAAAUAAAAAUAUGAUAUUGGAAACUAAAUCAAAUGAUAUAUAGCGACAUAAAAUUCCAUAAAUCUUCGACGGAAAUCAGCAGAAAGUUGAGUUGUCUUCGUUAAUUUUGAUUUCAAUAACCACGAUAACAAGAUUUCGAAAAAGAAAAGAACAGGAAGAACAAAAGCUAGUUUUGCCGAGUAAUUAGAAACCUACGAGCAAUAGUGCUAAUCAAGCGGCCAGAGAAAGAAAUAAGUCUGAGGAGAUGGAAGCUGAAGAAGGGUCCGGUUUAAGUGACAGAAAGGCUGGUCCGAAGUGGCACGAAGGUACACGCGAGGUGGUAGCCUCGGGUGACAAGUUAAAAAGGGAGGGACGAGGUGGCGGCGCGAGCCAGCCUUCUCUUCUCUCGGAUCAUGCUAAUGAAAUUCUCAAGAUAUCUAUCUUGCGCGCCACUGUGCACAAGGCAUUAGUUUAGCGUCUCGCUCGCGGCCACCUCGAUCUUAUCUGUCCGCCUUCAGACGCACGGUAUCAAUUUCCCUGGAACGUGAAACAUACGGGCCAUGGUAGUUCGUCAACCGAUUCCGUGUUUAACGAUCCUUGGCUAUCGGUACACUGUUCACAGUUUGGAUUCUGUGGAAAUUAAGAGAAAGGAAGAGAUGACUUUAUAAAAUAAUGUUUUUUUAAGGAUUGACAUUGGAGGAAAGGGAAUUGGUUUGAUUUGAAGUGGAAAGGAGAAAGAUGGAUUGUUUAAAUAAGAAAAUGGAAAGUUGGAAAUAGCAUUCCCACAAUAACGAAGCUGAAGAUGCAGAAAAUGGAAUCGACGAGUCACGGCAUAAAGAUGAAUAUGAAGACGUUGCCGCUAACUUAUGCACUUCCCAUGCCAUUGAGAUCCUUUGAUGCCGCCGAAUCGUUCAAGGAAUAUGACAUUAAGCGAUCUUUCAACCUCAAACUUUCUUUUGCAACAUUAAAGGUCAGCGACCCACACCGGUGCUGGGGCCAAAUUGCAACUUGCUGCUCGUGCAACCCUGGUGUCUUCCAUCGCGUUGUUGAACAAAGAAGACCGAAGAGGAAAAGAAAUAGAACGAAUCGGAUGGAACACUCGAAGGAUCGUGAGAAUGAAGUCUCUCCACCGGCUCAAGCCCCGAACCUAUGAUUGAUUUAAAGGUCACGCGUUUCCACGUUUUUACUCGCGUGUUCGCAGGUCGUCGGUGGUUCCCAACCCGGAAUAUUUAACCCGGUUGACCUUUCCAUAGUUUCUCCCGUAGCCUCGUUCUCCUGUUGGCCAAAACGUCCGUCGAGAGAUCCCUCCGCUUUCUUGUUCCCUUUCGUUUCGCGUCCGCCUUUCUCCGCCGACUGGCGCGAUGUUAAUUACAAACCUCUUAGCUCGAAUUACCGUGCACGCCACCACUUUUGCCAUUCCACGUCUCGAUCCUCUUGCGUUUUCGCUUCGAAAUCGUCCCGUUUACUCGGUUCGAGGGCUAGUAGACACGUAUAAACGUGGAACUUCGUUCCCGUCAACGGUAUAAGCGACACACCUGCUAUUUUCGCGGAUAAUUAUAAGAUCUGAGGUUGAGGUGAACAGGGUGAAUGAAACUCCUCGAAGAGGAUGUGUGUUAGGAUAAUGAUGGAUUUCAUCAUUUUUAUAGAAAGAAUAGUUAUUAGUUGGUUAUUCUAGAUUUCGUUUCGUUGCUUCUAUUAAUGGUAUUAAAAAUACUAUUUAUCAGGAAAGACUGUUAGAGAUAACAUUAGCGAGAAAUGUUGCGAACGCGGCCGUUUCCAUCUAUGCGAUCGAGAAACCUUGUAAUCGAUACGGAAAGGAAUCUUCCAUAACUUACUUGGACAACCCUCGUUCGUUUCAACCAAUCGGAAUUUUCAUUUCCGAGGAAAUAAAGUAACGAAUGUGUAAUGAAAUUGCACGAGAGAGCAAAGUUAUAGGGAUUUAUAAUGCUAGUGAAAAGAUUAGAGGAUAGCAUAUAAUUUAUAUAUAUUAUAUAAUUUCAUUUAAUCUCAGCAAUCUGUUCUUCUUCUCAAAAAUAAUCUUUACUCUUAAACUUUGCGAUCUUGUGGAUUUAUCUUAACAUUUAUUAUAAUAUUUAUUUCAUUAAUUUCUAUUAUUAUUUGUAGAAGUUUCUUUAAUCAAAAAAUUUUUUAAAAAUACUCCACCAUUCUCAACGUCUCUAUCUUUAAUUACUACGUUGUUGCACAUCAAUCUUCCCGACAAAUAAAGAUCACAAUCUUUUUACCGCAUUCCCCACAUCUCGAUAUUGUUUACUUUAACUGCCCCGACGCCCAAUCUGUCCAUGUUUGGGGCUCGUUUCGUAAAGCGUAAUUACGACGUCUAGUUUGAUCUCUGAACGGUGCUCGAAUAAGCGGUUGUUAAACCGUUUAUACCUUCGUUUAUUCGCGGAACGGAACAAUCUAGGAUAUUACGACCUAUCUUUUUGUUGCCAUAAGGGCCGCGCGAUUGUGACGUCUAUAAAACAUCGUGCGGUUUCAAUAUACCAGCCCUGUAAUUUGUCCUCGCGAAUCUGCAAUCUUAUUAACGGUAAUAAUAUCGUAAUCCGUUUAGAGUGACCACGAAUCUGAAGAAACCGAAUCUGAACAUUUUUUGAAUCGGUGAAUUGAAUGAUUAGCUUGUCGGAGUAAUAAUUAUAGGAUUAAGAUGAUUUAUGAUAAUGUUGAAUUUUUAUCCAAAUACGAAAUAAGAAAAUAUUUCAUUAUUUUGUACAAAUUUCCGUGAAGAGAAAAUGUUUUGAAUUUGCUAUAAAGUGAACGAGUGAACUUGAAUAUCCUUUCAAUCCUCUAUACAAUUUUCCACAAUCAACCAUAAAUAUGAUUCUCAACAAAAAAUUGAAGAACGUCAUAAAAGUAUCGUUAAGAGUAAUAAGGUGAAUUCCAACGCUGAACAUACUCGUAUUAUAAAUAUCACAAAACAAGCAACCCUUUAUUUUCACGAGAUUAUUUUACUAAACAGCAAGAAAGAAGGAAAUUACUUAACUCUCUUAUAACACCCUCUCUUCCUUUUAUAUAUAUACUCGAUCAAAACAAUUAAAAAUAUUUGUGUAAAUACUUAUUUCAAAUUUUCUUCUUUACAUAAUACUCCAAUAAAAAUUAGAUCUCACGAUAAACGUUAUACAUAUAUAUAUAUAAGAGGAAAAAUUUUCGACCACAGUUUUAUUUUUAUAUACGAAAUUCUAAAAAUUGUUGGAGGGUUGAAAGAUCCAAGAUCCAUCUUCCGUCUUCCAUAAAAUUCAAUUUUAUUUUUAUCACAUCCAGGAAUACCUUUGUGUUCGCGAUACAAUGUAGGUGUCCACGAGGAAGGUGGUCCACGGGCUCGUAAAACUCUCAUUCGCGCGACUAUUCGCGGAAGAACGCGCGCGUUUCCCUCCUCGCCGCCCCUUCGACCGGAUUAUUAUCAGCCAUUUACACGUUUAUGCUCUUUGCCGUGCCACGCAGAUGGCCGCGACUCGUAUGCUAACGGUACAGUGUCUGAUUUUCCGGUACAAUAAAGUCCCUUUGGCGAAGGGGGCGCCUAGUCCGGCAAUUAACGCUCGUAAGUCCAGCCUACCUGCCUCCCUUUGAUUUAAAUAGUUGGCGUUUCCUUGUGUAAUUCUAACUGAAAAAUCGAGACCCUAACCCCGGCAUUUAUUACAGUACAGUAUUCUUCGGCUACCUGUGCCGCAAUUCUCUUUGUGCGCGAGUUCUGCUUUUGAAAGCGAGGGAUGUUUAAUGGAAGACGCGAGGCUAUUGAUGUUCCGCGGGUACGCCGCUUUGAUGUGCUAUCAAUAAAAAUAGUUUUAAUGGGGACGCAGGAUGGAAUAAUGCGAGAGCCAAGUUAAACACUUUGAAUGUGCCGCUUGUAUUAUCUAUUUUCUUUCUUAAAUAUUGCACGUUUUAAAGGGUUUUAGUUCUCUAAAUAUUUAAGUAUUUAUCAAAUAACAAACAAAUGAAAUAUCGUUAUGAAAACCAUCCCUUUACAACAGUCUCUGUUUGCCUCCGAUCUCAUCUAAUUUCUCUUACUAAUAUUUGAAACUUAACUUUUCCAGAUUGAACCUCACAUCGCAACCCAGGGAUAGUAUAAAUAACACCAAGAAGAUCAAAUAUACGGAAUAAUUCACGCAAAGAAUCCACAAGUUCUCCUUAUGGAAGAUCAUCCUUCGAGACGUUGCAAGAAGAGGGCGAAGGAUGGGACUUUUUACGAGGGCCAUAUCGCAAAACCGAAACCGCCAGGAUUACUUAGGCAAAAAGCGACUCGAGGAGUGCAGCGUGAACCACUUUUCUCGUGGGAAUGAUAGGAAUACAAGGGACCCAUGGAACGAGCGCAGGCCGUUUAACCAAAAUUACGUUUUAUAUGCAGAAGCGGAUCAUUGCGCGCGAGACGGUCCAUGCGUAACGGCCGUGGUGCAACGGUGCAUUUCCUUUUACUACUGUGGCCAGACAACAUGCACCGUAAAACCCGAGGGGCCAGCUUUAACAACUACAACUGUAGAAAUCGUGGCGUGUUGUUCCAGAGACAAUGCAUCCCUUCGAGUUGUAACAUCAACAGCGAUAUUACUCUUCUCUUUCAAGUUAAAGUGUCCAGCUUUUUAUUUUUUUUCAAUAUUUUUAAGAUACAUUUAAAGCGAUAUUUAAAGUACACAUAUAUUUCUUUUACUUUUUAUUAGGUGCAGUUAGAAAGUUUAUGUAAAUUUUGGGCAACCUGUAAUAGAUUUAAAAGCAAUCUAAUAAGCUUCUCGAUUAUUUUAUGAUUAUGAUUAUACGUACAAGUGAAUGUAUCGAUAUAUCGAAUGGAUGUUUCGUUAGAAAUGAUCGUUUCCAAUAAAGAGAAUAAAAAUGCUAAUGCAAUUUGAUUGAGAAAUA